Molecule: messenger RNA, 408 nt
Organism: Osmerus eperlanus (European smelt)
Lineage: Eukaryota; Metazoa; Chordata; Actinopteri; Osmeriformes; Osmeridae
Product: histone H4
Exons: 1
Coding region: 42-353 (103 amino acids)
Biological process (GO): nucleosome assembly
Cellular component (GO): nucleosome
Molecular function (GO): DNA binding; protein heterodimerization activity; structural constituent of chromatin
Source: RefSeq, a predicted model, not a curated record
AGAACCAUUCUCACUACUGUUUUCUACGUAACGGUAUCAUAAUGUCAGGAAGAGGCAAAGGAGGUAAAGGACUCGGAAAAGGAGGCGCCAAGCGUCAUCGCAAGGUUCUCCGUGAUAACAUCCAGGGCAUCACCAAGCCCGCCAUCCGCCGCCUGGCUCGCCGAGGUGGCGUGAAACGUAUUUCAGGCUUGAUCUACGAAGAGACACGCGGUGUGCUGAAGGUGUUCUUGGAGAACGUCAUCCGUGAUGCCGUGACCUACACCGAGCACGCUAAAAGGAAGACCGUGACCGCCAUGGACGUGGUCUACGCUCUGAAGCGCCAGGGACGUACUCUGUACGGUUUCGGCGGUUAAAUCAACAUCAAGUUAACAAAUCGAGGUUCAACACAAAGGCUCUUUUAAGGGCCAC